AAUUAAAAGUUUUUAAAGUCAUUGAUUUAAAUCCUGUUCUUUCUUGCGUUCAGUUCUUUGUAACACAAGCACGCGAAAGAAGCUGAAAUGGCAGAUACAAGUUCCAUCAUAGAAAACAAUCUUUACGACCCGAUCUCGUAUGAUGUAGUAAGUGUAUCUGCUGAAUACAUCAAGAAAAGAACAACCUAUCGUCCUGAAAUUGGAAUUAUCUGUGGAUCCGGUCUUGAUCCCUAUAUAGGUGGAUUGGCAGAGCUUGUUAACAAAGCGGAUAUAUUUCCAUAUGAAGAAAUCCCAAACUUUCCAGUGUCCACAGUUCCUGGGCAUGUUGGCAGAUUGCUUCUUGGUAAUCUAGAGAACGUCCCUGUAGUAAUAAUGCAGGGUAGAUUCCACUCAUAUGAAGGAUAUGAACUCUGGAAGACUGCCAUGCCAGUGCGAGUAAUGAAGUUGUUAGGAGUUAAAAAGAUCAUUGUUACAAAUGCAGGAGGAGGUUUAAACAAAGCUUUUCAGGUUGGGGAUAUUAUGGUGAUGAAAGAUCACAUCAAUCUUCCAGGUUUCUCUUGCCAGCACCCACUUAGAGGUCCUAACGAUGAAAGAUUUGGACCUAGGUUUUUUCCUACAAAUGAUUUGUAUUGCCACGAAUACCGAAAAUUAGCUAGAAAGGUUGGAAUAGAGUUAAGACUCGAAGGGGUGAUCAGAGAAGGCGUUUACAUAAUGUUAGGAGGUCCUAAUUAUGAGACCGUGGCAGAACUCAAGAUGCUUAGGGAGAUGGGGGUAGAUAGUGUUGGCAUGAGCACAAUACCAGAAACUAUCGUAGCUCAUCACUGUGGGAUAAAGGUUUUUGCCUGUAGUCUGAUUACAAACAUGUGUAUAGUUGAGUAUGGAUCUGGUAUUGAGACAAAUCAUGAGGAGGUGAUGGAGGUUGGACACAGAAGAGCAGAGGAUCUUAAAAAGUUUGUAACAAAAAUGGUUGAAAAAAUGAGCUCUAUUUAAUGUGAUAUUAAUAAUUUUCAAUAAUGAAAUAAAUAAUUUGAAUUUU
This is a messenger RNA of Eurytemora carolleeae, 1036 nucleotides long. RefSeq names its product purine nucleoside phosphorylase. Gene Ontology annotation, molecular function: purine-nucleoside phosphorylase activity. Gene Ontology annotation, cellular component: cytoplasm. NCBI's taxonomy places the organism in Eukaryota, Metazoa, Arthropoda, Copepoda, Calanoida, Temoridae. The record is from RefSeq and is a predicted model, not a curated record. Bases 88 to 990 code for a protein of 300 amino acids. The transcript is spliced from 12 exons. Gene Ontology annotation, biological process: nucleoside metabolic process.